CACUACAUACUGGAGCUGUCUGAGAACAACUCUCCAUGGAAGGUGUACACGUCGGAGGUGGGGCCUGCUGUGACACAGGUGUCGGUGGGCGGGCUCACCCCUGCCAGGACCUAUCAGUUCAGACUCUGUGCUGUCAAUCAAGUGGGCCGCGGCCAAUACAGCGGCGAGACACAGAGGUUGAUGCUGAGAGAGGAGGCUCCCAGCGCUCCUCCUAAGAACAUGGUGGCGUCGGGUCGUACCAACCAGUCUAUCAUGGUCCAGUGGCAGCCUCCCCCAGAACCGCAGCACAAUGGACUGCUCCGAGGAUACGUCCUCAGGUAUCGUCUGGCAGGUCUACCAGGAGAGUACCAAGAGAAGAAUAUCUCUAGUCCAGAGACAAACUACUGUCUCCUAUCAGACCUCAUAAUCUGGACUCAGUAUCAGAUACAACUGGCUGCCUACACUGCUGCAGGCCUGGGGGAGUAUAGUACUGCUGUUACUGAGUACACACUACAGGGAGUCCCCACAGCGCCCCCUCAGGCUGUAGAGGUAACAGCAGUCAGCUCCUCCGCUAUCAGAUUCACCUGGAACCCUCCGCCUCAGCAGUUCAUCAACGGGAUCAACCAGGGAUACAAGUUGCUAGUCUGGCCAGAGCACUCCCCCGAGGCUGUAACCAUAGUGACCAUCACCCCCGACUACCCCGGUUCCCGCCUCACCGGAUUGGUUGUUGGACUAAGGAAGUUCACCUGGUAUCUAGGCUCCACCCUCUGCUUCACCACGCCCGGCGAUGGACCCAAGAGCCCUCCCAUACUGCUACAGACACACGAAGACACUCCAGGUCCGGUGGGUCACUUGAGCUUCACUGAGAUCCUGGACACGUCUCUGAGGGUGAGCUGGGCAGAGCCUAAAGACAAGAACGGCAUCAUCACAGGUUAUGUGAUAUUGUGGUGUGUUUCUGGGUCAGCAUCGGGGUCAGGGUCGGAGGGCAAUGCGUCCUGUGAGGAGCGAGCUCUCGCUAACUCUACCCUGCAAUACAAGGUCACCAGCUUGACCUCUAUGACAUCAUACGCCCUGGAGGUCGCCGCCAUGACAGCGGCAGGAAGAGGCGUGGCCACCACCUCCACCAUCUCCUCUGGAGUUCCACCAGAGCUUCCUGGUGUGCCUUCUAACCUGGUCAUCUCCAACAUCAGCCCUCGCUCCGCCACACUAAGGUUCCGCCCCGGCAGCGAUGGGAAGACGGUCAUCUCCAAAUGGAUCGUAGAAGGACAGGUGGUGAGAGAGAGGGGUGGAGAGAGGGAUGGGAAGGAGGAGGAGUGGAGAGUCGUGUAUGAGAGAGAGAACAGAGAGAAGCAGCCUGAUGUCGACUCAAUGGAAAUACCAGACCUCCUCCCCUUCACACUGUACAGGUUCCGAUUGCGCCAGGAGAACAUUGUGGGCUCCAGUCCCUCUAGCACCCCCUCCAGGAUGAUUCAGACACUGCAGUCGGCCCCUGACACACCCCCUAACAACCUCACCCUGGUUACAGCCACACAGACCAGCCUCACACUACGCUGGGCGCCGUUACCGGUUUCUGAGUAUAAUGGUAGUCCAGAGACGGUGGGUUACCGGGUGUGUGUCCGGCGGGCAGACGGCCGGGGAGAGGAGAGGAUGGAGGAGGUGGCGGAGGUCAGAGGACAGGGGUCAGGGGUUAGUGGUCAGCAAAGCGAGACGAUGCUGGAGGGCCUGGCUGAAUGGACGGACUACCAGUUGAAGAUACAAGCCUUUAACUCCAUAGGAGCAGGGCCAUGGAGUAACACACUGACCACACACACCAAGGAGUCAGUGCCGUCUGGCUGUCCAGUGAAUGUGAGUGUGGAGGCGGUGAGUUCUACCAGGAUUUUGGUCACAUGGUCUCCUGUUCCCGAGAUGCAGAGAAACGGACCCAUCCUAGGUUACAAGGUGUUGUACGCAGUGAAGGAUUGUGUGGGCGCCCCCUCAGUGUGGUCAGUCCCAGGGGAGAGGAGUGUUUCUGUCCUCCUGGGGGAACUACUGAAGUACACAGUCUAUCAGAUACAGCUGGUAGCAUUCACACAGCUGGGAGACGGACCACCGAGCCCCAGAACACUACACAGGACCAAGGACGACGUUCCAGGUCCUCCAGUGAGGCUGUUGUUUCCAGAGGUUCGUCUGACGUCUGUCAGGGUGGUGUGGCAGCCUCCUCCUGACCCCAAUGGGAUUAUCUUGGGUUAUCAGAUAGCGUACCGUCUGGAUGCCGGCGACCCCAUGCGGUUCACUACGGUGGAGGUGGGGUCGACCGCGCGUCAGUUUACAGUCAGCAGUUUGACCGGAGACCAGGCCUAUGUGUUCAAGUUGACCGCUAGGACCUCUCAGGGAUGGGGCAGAGCUCAGGAAGCUGUAGUUAUCACCACCGAACGCAGAGAGCGUCCCUCUCCCCCCAGGAAGUUGUCCGUCCCCCAGGGGGAGAUCCAAUCUCGUAGGCUCCGCCUCCACUGGGUUGCCGGGUUGACAGGCUCCUCCCCCCUACGGUACUACUGCCUGCAAACCAGAGAGCUUCCGACCGGAGACUGGACCAGUCACUCUGCUGAUAUACCACACAAUUACACAGCCUGGACCGUGGAGAGACUGAAACCCUUCACGUCGUACAAGCUGAGGAUGCUGGCAACCAACGAUGUAGGAGACAGCAACUACAGCAAAGAGACGGAGACUGUUAUCACACUACAGGAUGUUCCUGAGGAGGCUCCAGUGAUAGUAUCAGUUAAACCCUCUACUACUACCUCUGUUCUGGUGCAGUGGCAGCGUCCCAGUGAGGAGAGCGUUAACGGGGUGCUGGUUGGCUACCGGCUGUACUACCGGGAACUCCCGGUAAACUCCACCCCUAGUACGGUACCCCUGGAAGACAUGGCCAACAACACCACCACACGUGGUGACAUCACUGCUCUGACCAGCUUUAAGACAGUGAGCAGUGCUUCCUUAACAGAAUUUGAGUUAACGCAGCUGAAGAAGUUUAAGUGUUAUGAGAUCGUCAUGACAACCUAUAACAUCGUAGGAGAGAGCCCACCCUCUGAGCCGGCCACUGUAUCAGUUGGAGAAGCAGCUCCCUCCUUGCCACCCCAAUCUAUCAGAGUGGUGCCUGUCUCUCCUACUGUACUGGAGGUGACCUGGGACCUCCCACCCCUACACACACAGAAUGGACUCAUCCAGGGUUACAAGAUCCACUACUGGCAGGGGGACAGACAGAACGAGACAGAGAAGGUGACGGUGGUGUUUGUUCCUGACACGCGUGUUCGUCUGGUCAACCUCACGUGUUACACGUCCUACCUCGUCACGCUGUCUGCCUUCAACGUGGCUGGAGACGGCCCGCCCAGCGAACCCCGGGGCGCCAAGACCCUACAGGCUGCCCCCAGCCAGCCUAGUUUCCUGUCGUUUUCGGAGGUGACAGGAUGGAGUGUCAACGUCUCCUGGGGGGCGCCCAGCGCUUCUAACGGGGUAGUGGAGGGGUACAGGGUGGUCUACCAACCCACACAGCCUGUUCAGGGUGUGAGUCGGGUGGUGACGGUGGAGGUGAAGGGUAGCUGGCAGCGUUGGUUGAAGGUCAGAGACCUGACUAAAGGAGUAAUCUACAGGUUCAGUGUCCAGGCCAGAACAGUCAGCUACGGACCUGCUGCCCACUGUAACGUCACCUCACAGCCUCUACAGGGCACCCCUGGUUCGCCCAUGGAGAUGUCAGUCACCAAGUCCUCCUCGGCGCUGACCAUUCAUUGGUCGGAGGGAGACGCGGGGGCGGGACCUGUCAUAGGUUACAUCAUCGAGGCUCGUCCCUCAGAUGAAGGGAUGUGGGACUCGUUUGUCAGGCUCCUCCCCCCCAGCAGUAGGUCAGUAACCGUGGAGAUGGACCGUCUGAGGUCAGGGGUCGGAUAUGAGUUCCGUGUCAUCGCUGUCAAUCGCUACGGUUAUGGGGAACCCAGCACGCCGUCCACCGCGCUCGCUGCUCUGUGGGACCGUCCCUUCUAUGAGGAGUGGUGGUUCCUGUUGGUCCUGUCUCUGAUUGGUCUGAUCAUGAUCCUCAUGUUGGUGUUCAGCCUCCUGCUGCACGGACACAACCACAAGUACAGGAGCUGCAGCACAGGAAAGCAUGUGUCUACGGUGGAGGAGUCCGUAACCCUGGACAACGGAGGAUUCACAGCUCUGGAACUCAACAGCAGAACUCUGAACAACAAAAGCAACUUCCACAAGAAGAAUGGAACUAGGUCCCCUCCCAGGCCCAGUCCAGGCCUCCUCCACUACUCUGAUGAAGACCUGUGUGAUAACUACAACAAUGGAGCCAUCCUCACAGAGAGCACCACACUCACAGAGAAACCUGCUGACAUCUCAGAGUCUGAGGUAACAGACAGUGACUGUGAGGAUGAUCAUCAUCCUAAACAUUCCUUUGUUAAUCACUACAUGUCAGAUCCCACCUACUAUAACAGCUGGAAGAGACAACCUAAAGGCCUGAAGGGGUUAAGCCCGGCGUCCGGCUACGAGGAGUGUUCCAGCGCUGACGGGGCAGAGCCCUACUACCAGACCGUGGUCACACAGCACAGCACAGGGGGAGCGUACACACCCACUGGGCUGCCCGCGCACACACACACACUCCCACUCCCACACACACUCCCACACACACACACGCACGCCAACCCCAAUACUAAUCCACCAGGCUCACGCACGCCCGUCACGGGGUUCUCGUCUUUUGUGUGACUCGUGCACACAUGCGCACACACACACACACACACACGCGCGCGCGCGCUCACACACACACACAGAGGGCGGAGCGGAGGAGGUUUGGAGCCCACUACUGUGGUAGGACAGAGGGAUGGAGGGAGAAGGGUGGACGAGGAGGAUGGGAGGAAGGAGGGAGAGGAGGAUGGGAGAGAGGAGGAUGGGAGA
Oncorhynchus mykiss (rainbow trout) is the source of this 4902-nucleotide messenger RNA. NCBI's taxonomy places the organism in Eukaryota, Metazoa, Chordata, Actinopteri, Salmoniformes, Salmonidae. The record is from RefSeq and is a predicted model, not a curated record.